GGAUGAGAGUGAACGGGAGCGAGCUGAACGGCUCCGUCCUCCCGCGGGACCCGCCGGCCGAGGUCGCCCCGCGCCGCCCGCCCUGGGUGACCUCCACCUUGGCCGCCAUCCUCAUCUUCACCAUCGCGGUGGACCUGCUGGGCAACCUGCUGGUCAUCCUCUCCGUCUACCGCAACAAGAAACUGCGGAACGCGGGAAAUGUGUUUGUUGUAAGCCUGGCAGUUGCAGACUUGGUUGUAGCAAUCUACCCAUAUCCACUGGUCCUCACAUCUGUAUUUCACAACGGAUGGAACCUGGGAUACCUUCACUGCCAGAUUAGUGGCUUCUUGAUGGGCCUAAGUGUCAUUGGAUCUAUCUUCAAUAUUACAGGCAUCGCUAUCAAUCGGUACUGCUAUAUCUGUCACAGUCUCAAAUAUGACAAGCUGUACAGUGACAAGAAUUCAUUGUGCUAUGUUGUUCUUAUCUGGGUCCUAACAUUUGUUGCUAUUGUGCCCAACCUGUUUGUGGGAUCACUACAAUAUGACCCCAGGAUUUACUCAUGUACAUUUGCACAAUCUGUGAGCUCAGCAUAUACAAUAGCAGUUGUGUUUUUCCAUUUCCUGCUUCCCAUAGCCAUAGUUACUUUCUGUUACUUGAGAAUAUGGAUCCUCGUUAUUCAGGUAAGGCGAAGGGUUAAACCAGAUAACAACCCCAGGCUAAAACCACAUGACUUCAGAAACUUUGUAACCAUGUUUGUGGUAUUUGUGCUGUUUGCAGUCUGCUGGGCUCCUUUGAACUUUAUAGGCCUUGCUGUGGCUGUCAACCCAGAAACUGUAAUCCCUAGGAUUCCAGAGUGGUUGUUUGUAUCCAGUUAUUACAUGGCAUAUUUCAACAGCUGCCUUAAUGCUAUCAUAUAUGGACUCCUGAACCAGAACUUCAGAAGAGAAUACAAGAGAAUUAUUGUCACUUUUUGUACAGCAAAAGUUUUUUUCCAGGAUAGUUCUAAUGAUGUGGGAGACAGGAUGAAAAGUAAACCUUCUCCAUUGAUUACAAACAACAAUCAAGUGAAAGUGGACUCUGUCUGAAAAUGGGA
This is a messenger RNA of Haliaeetus leucocephalus (bald eagle), 1072 nucleotides long. RefSeq names its product melatonin receptor 1A (gene MTNR1A). The record is from RefSeq and is a predicted model, not a curated record. Lineage: Eukaryota; Metazoa; Chordata; Aves; Accipitriformes; Accipitridae. Gene Ontology annotation, biological process: G protein-coupled receptor signaling pathway. Gene Ontology annotation, cellular component: membrane. Gene Ontology annotation, molecular function: melatonin receptor activity. Bases 3 to 1064 code for a protein of 353 amino acids. The transcript has 2 exons.